AUGCCAAAAUUGACAUAUAAAUCUAAAGGCACACUCAAAACUGCCUGUCUCUUAUCGUGGCCUGACGGUCUACCAGAUGUCUCAUAUAUGGAUUUUGUGUAUCAAGUAUUAUUUUUCGUAGUCACAUAUGCUGUACCAAUGUUGGGAAUGACGUUCUUUUAUUCAGCCAUGGGCCGAGUACUAUGGGGCUCUAGAUCCAUAGGAGAAUUAACACAAAGGCAGGUCGACUCAAUUCGAUCCAAAAGGAAGGUUGUGAAAAUGUUCAUUCUAGUAAUUGUGAUAUUUGGUAUAUGCUGGCUGCCCUACCACACGUACUUCAUCUACACUCACUUCAACCCUUCAAUAUUGUAUAUGAAAUAUGUUCAACAUGUGUACCUCGGGUUCUACUGGCUAGCCAUGGCAAAUGCCAUGGUAAACCCACUAAUUUAUUACUGGAUGAAUGCCAAGUUCAGGACGUACUUCAGGACAGCUAUACUCUGCCGUUGGAGGGACAUGCUGCGUCGACGUCGAAAGAGGCCGCUCCCCGAAUCACCACCCGACUGCAUUUCGCAGUCUGGCAGCCGUUCAAGAUCAGGUAUAGAGGAGCUCAAAGACUCAAGAGGAAAUGCAGUGCGCGGAUGGCCGCGCUUGUCGUGUCGAACGCAAGUCGACCUCCAGUCGCAGAGACCGCCUUUGCUUGCUAGCUGCCCGAGGUGCCCCCACAGCACCUAUUAUGAUGCCUACAUUCAUGGACGCAAAGUGUAA
This is a messenger RNA of Achroia grisella, 744 nucleotides long. RefSeq names its product tachykinin-like peptides receptor 86C (gene NGR-A32). The transcript has 7 exons. NCBI's taxonomy places the organism in Eukaryota, Metazoa, Arthropoda, Insecta, Lepidoptera, Pyralidae. Gene Ontology annotation, cellular component: plasma membrane. Gene Ontology annotation, molecular function: tachykinin receptor activity. Gene Ontology annotation, biological process: G protein-coupled receptor signaling pathway. The record is from RefSeq and is a predicted model, not a curated record. Bases 1 to 744 code for a protein of 247 amino acids.